Messenger RNA from Porites lobata, 4521 nucleotides. The record is from the annotation of a GenBank genome assembly. NCBI's taxonomy places the organism in Eukaryota, Metazoa, Cnidaria, Anthozoa, Scleractinia, Poritidae.
AUGGCCGCUUCUGUACAGCUUCCAGCAAUUUCGCAGGCACCAGUUGCCAGGGAAUUUCCAAAAGUGUCGCUGCACAGGUGAGAUAUUUUUGAACGGUAGUGCUAUGUUUUGGUGGAUCAAGUCGAUUGUAAGUCUUUAAAAUUCGGCCUCAGCGUGUUUAACGGAGGAUGCUUAUCUUAUGCAAACAGCAUAAGUACCGUAUAAUGAGUAGAAAAAUAAAUAUUUCUCCAAAUGUUUUGUCCUUUCCUGGACCUGACUUGCCAAUACUUUGCUUAAGGUUCGGUAUAAUUAUUUCAUGAACAUGAUAAAAUGCGUUGCAUUAGAUUAAUCAUAGUAGCAAAGACAGUGAAACGCGCUGUAUGUAACUUAGUCAAAAACAAGAGGAUGAGACAAUUGUUUUAAGUAGAAGCGAGACCCUUGGCACGCGAAUUAGCACUUAGACCUCGGUUAACGCCUGCUCGUAUAAUAAGGUUCUAAUUUUUUUGAACAAGUUGGCUAGCUACAAGUUGCGGGAUUCUGGCAAAAUAAAACACUUCUAGAAAAGUUGCUCUUAAAAGAAACUUUUUUUCAUUGAUUAUGAAGUGUGAAAAUACACACACACACUAAAGAGGGGUGUUUAAAGCUAACUUUUCGCGCUUGAAAAUUGAGAAUCAAAGAAUGAAAAGUAUCCCCAGUGAGACUUAAAUGAAUUUGUUGAUUCUUCAUCCUUAGGAAAGACAUGUCGCGCUGGGCAAAACUGGAUGUUCCUUCCCUGAAACUAGCGUCUCAACUUGACACCGAUCACUGGGCCAAGCUCAAGGGAAAAGUAAGCAUUAAAUAUCAAAAUAUUUUUUUCCUUUCUUUUUGGAAGUAUACAGUUCUUUUUCUACAUUCCCCAGCAUCUUGUUUUAUCAUGAUUUUAUGGUAGUCUUUUUUGUCAAAGAACUGUUUGGUUGAAAAUGUGUUCAUCACUUCAUGCUGAACAGAAGUAAUUUUCACGCUGAAUUGAGGUUUCCGCCACCAUUUUAAAGCUGAGCAAUCUGGAGCUUUUACAAAUGCUAAGUUGCUAGAUGUAGAAGAAAAAUUCAAGUAGUGAAACUAAUGACUGUCUCAAUGUAGUGAUUAUGUCUGAGUAACUUGCGUAUUUUUUCCGUACUGGUAAACCGGCCCUUAUUGCUUUAAUUUUAUUUUUCUCUUUCGUGAGGUCCUUCCUAACUAAUUCAAAAUUUGACGCAAUAUAUGUGGAUGUGUUUUUUGUCAUGUGGUUUCUCAUUUUAAGUUUCUCAUAAAUAGGACAGUUUUUGUACGUUUGACUAGGUUUUUCUUUCCUAAGUAUAAUAUUAUUUUGCAUCCAAAGCUGCUUAAAGUUGAUUUCCCCUAUUAAUUUACGUUUUUCUUCGCCUUUAGCAAGUGAUGCAAGUACAACUGAAUAGCUGGCCAUUAUUCAGUGAAUCAAGAAGACCCAUUAUCACGGGUUUCUUUCACCAUACGGGUUGGGACAUAACUAAGAGGACAUUUAAAUUGCAUUUGAAAACCUAAAAAGGCACUUCUGUGCGUCAUUGUAGAAACAGAGACAUAAAAAACACGAGGAACGGGGAAUUUAUGAAGAGUAUUAGCGAUGCGCACGCGAGAUAAGGACAAAGUCGUCAAAUGCAGGUUUUAUUUACAACAGCAGCGACUCAGAACCUGGUUCCAAAGGUCUCUUUCCUUCCAGUCCCCUGAAGUGAGAGAUGAGACGGAAGAAGGAAGGUUCUGGCAACGAGGUUGAAGCUGCGCAUGCGGCCUGGUAGAUAAUCUGAUAUUAGGCCCAGUGUUAGCACCUCUCAUACAUUCUCUCAUUCUCUCAAGAUAUGACCGAGACUUAACGCAACCAAGCAGAGAUUUUCGUACAAAAAUAUUAAUUUCUCAUGCAUCCCCUCAACAUUUGUCCGCAAGUGCCUGGGUGUUUUGUUUUGUUCUAAUAAAAAAUGCACCUCAAAAAUUCUACUCACUUCAACCCACCCUGCGAUUAGAGACUCCUUUUGUCUUCUUAAGUGAUGAGAAGAAAGGGAGGCUGUCCCUGAAUCACGUCAUUUAAGUCGCCGAAACCCGAACUUCUUCUUCUGAGCUAGUCAAACGGUAAAAACCGAGCUCGCUAUAGGAAGCGCACGGUCAUUUAUAGAGCUGGGUCAGGAGCCCAUAACCCGGAGUGAACAACCUCCAUGCGCUCUUGUUUUCACGGACCAGUUUAUUUUUAGAACGCUUUUGGCGCGAAUUUUGAGUAUCUUUUAAAUUUCUUAACCAGUCAGCAAAACCUAAAGACCUAAAAAUGAUAAUUUUUGCCUUUAAAUAACGUUUAAUUUUCCUUUUUGAUAUCUUACACUACGAAUGCGCUCAUAGCCGUGGUGGAGAUUCUAUUUUCGAGGGAAAAAGUGCCCUAGAAUGUGUCUAAAAACAAACUGGUCAGUAAACGCCGUGGUAUAGGCCUAUAGUAUGGGAGUUACUCGCUCCGGGUUAUGGGCUCCUGGCUGGGUUCGAAACUUUAUCUAGCAACAUGCAGCGCAUGUUUGAAAGAUCUUUUUGGAUUCAUGCAGAGUCUUUCCCGAGUACGCUAAAAUCUAGUGAGCAAAAAAAAGUCUCUACUGACCGGGUGACUACAACUUAACAUUGGUGAUAUCAUGUUUCAGCACAUCGAAUUCGUAACCCACGUGUCCUACGGCUUCCCGCCUAAACCAGCAAAGCAGUCUGGUCAUUCCCAUCCGCAGUCAGCAGGGCUGUCAAGUGCGUUCCAGAAGUAUUACUACAAUAAAAGCCAGCAUAGAGAGGAUCUAUUGAAAAGUGAGUAUUUAGGCAAACGCGGAUUUAGGAAUGGUCCUCGUGGUAUGCGCCCUUUUUUUCUGUAUGAUUUUGUAUUAUUUUUGAGAAUUCUCGUUUCCGAAUUUUUUGUAUCCGCCUCUGUUAGGAACUAUGUUAAGAAAAGGAUGUAACAUACUCCAAAAACGGAGCAUUUUAGUUAACCAAUGAAAGUCACACCUCGCGAAAGUUACCUACUAGUCUGGAGUAAAUUCAUUUAAAAACUCCUCUGCGCUCUGUACAGAACUAUUCAGGUCACUUUUGAGGAAAAAUUAUCAUAAAUAAAUACAAGGGUAGGGAAAAUUGACUGCAUAAGGCAAGAAAACAUUCUAUGGUGAAAAAUUAAAUAUAAACAUCACUUGCUACAGUUGUGUCAUUGUAAAUUCACGAUUCGGGUGUGACCGUCCGUGCAAAAAAUGAGUAACGGCCAAAAGGGCAGCAUGUAUGUUUUAACUAGCCAUAUAUCCACGUUAAGAGUAUAGAGGCAAAUCUUACAUGCAAAUCUUCACCAUAGCUUGAUAUUGUUUUCUGCUUAGAAUCCUUCACAAUGUACCAACAAGGCAAACCGGUGGAGAAAGAAGCUUCGCUCAGAGCAAAUAAGCAACAUCGGCCACAGGUUCAGAAAAGGCCAUCUGUAUACAACCAGCGGGCCAAGGAAGGAUUCAAGUUCUGGCUGGAAGACGAUCCAAUGAUCAACAGAGUUUCAUGUAAGAAUGCGAGUUAAACAGUUGGUCCGUGUAUACCGCAUUUUCUAAAUUUAAUGACUGGUAUUUGUUUCAAACUUUGCCCGGAAGACUUAGCGUUUGUUUUAAAGUCUGUCUAUUCUGUCCUGUAUUUUUAUUCCUUUUCUUGGCAUCGGUGCUUUGGUAUUUGCCCUUGAAAACGAAUUACCUCAAGAGACUCUUGAUUACCUUUAACCUCUCUUUCGCAAAUAAGUUUUGUUUCACACACAAUUAAUUUCAUUUGAAUGAUUGUGCAGCAGCCUCGCUUUUCAUGGGUAAUCCCCUUUCCGAAAAUUAUUAGUGGAAUGGUUACAAGCUCUCAGGGCAACGAUAUCGACCAAUCAUAACUAACUUGUCCACCCUAACUAUCCCAGAAAUCACUGCGCCCAAAGCUUGUACUCAUUCUCCCUAGAGCCUUGCUGAGGUGGAGAAUUCAAUGAAAUGGCCUUUCUUCGUUUUUCUUUUUUUUUUUUUUCAGUUUGUUCCAAGUAUACUUUUGGCUCAAAGAGCACAUUCCAUGGACUGGGCAAUGCUCCAAGGAACUGAUUCAGUUACAGAGGAUGGUUGCAACGAGUUUUUGUGAAUCAAGAGUGUAGUACUCAGUAAAACCUAACAAACAAAAAGAUCAAUACAUACAUGAAAAAGAGUAUGUAUAUAACCAAAGUAGCGUGAGAUCACAUUUACACGUUUAAAGAGGAGCUAAGAGGCUUAAAAACAUCAGUAAAGCUAACAUGCACUUUUAAGUAAAAAAUAGUCGCCUUUGAAAUUUCGGUUCUAUUACCAUUUGUGUGUGUUUGUACUAGGGCAUUAGUGAGAGUAAACAAAAACCAACUCUGAGUGCAGUAUUGACGUGCAGUAUUUGAAAUGGACAUACUGUAUAUAUUAUAUAAAUAGUAGUACUUAUAAAUGAUAUUAAAGAUUACUAAGUUUGAUCACUAAGAGGUCCAAGAGAGGGUCUUAGCUUAAUACAAAGAAGGAAAUAAAACUU